Otolemur garnettii (small-eared galago) is the source of this 2143-nucleotide messenger RNA. It is a transcript of the gene SHH, whose product is annotated as sonic hedgehog. Gene Ontology annotation, biological process: intein-mediated protein splicing; smoothened signaling pathway; cell fate specification. Bases 124 to 1473 code for a protein of 449 amino acids. The transcript has 3 exons. Gene Ontology annotation, molecular function: patched binding; calcium ion binding. The record is from RefSeq and is a predicted model, not a curated record. Lineage: Eukaryota; Metazoa; Chordata; Mammalia; Primates; Galagidae.
GGCGAGCGAGGGCGCGAGCCGGCGCGGGGAAGCGAGAGCGCAAGGGAGAGCGCACACGCACACACCCGCCGCGCGCACCCGAGCACAGACCGCACGGGGACAGCUUUGAAGUCAUCGGGUUCCAUGGGCGAGAUGCUGCUGCUGGCGAGAUGUCUGCUGGUGGUCCUCGUCUCCUCGCUGCUCGUGUGCUCCGGGCUGGCGUGUGGACCUGGCAGGGGGUUCGGGAAGAGGCGGCACCCUAAAAAGCUGACCCCUUUAGCCUACAAGCAGUUUAUCCCCAACGUGGCGGAGAAAACCCUAGGAGCCAGCGGAAGGUACGAAGGAAAGAUCUCGAGAAACUCCGAGCGAUUUAAGGAACUCACCCCCAAUUACAACCCCGACAUCAUAUUUAAGGAUGAGGAAAACACCGGAGCGGACCGGCUGAUGACUCAGAGGUGUAAAGACAAGUUGAACGCUUUGGCCAUCUCAGUGAUGAACCAGUGGCCAGGAGUGAAGCUGCGGGUGACUGAGGGCUGGGACGAGGAUGGCCACCACUCAGAGGAGUCGCUGCACUAUGAGGGCCGAGCUGUGGACAUCACCACAUCAGACCGUGACCGGAGCAAGUAUGGCAUGCUGGCCCGCCUGGCAGUGGAGGCCGGCUUUGAUUGGGUCUACUACGAGUCCAAAGCGCAUAUCCACUGCUCAGUGAAAGCAGAGAACUCGGUGGCGGCCAAAUCCGGCGGCUGCUUCCCUGGCUCGGCCACCGUGCAUCUGGAGCAGGGCGGCACCAAGCUGGUGAAGGACCUGCGUCCCGGGGAUCGCGUGCUGGCUGCGGACAGCCAGGGGCAGCUGCUGUACAGCGACUUCCUCACCUUCCUGGAUCGCGACGACAGCGCCAAGAAGGUCUUCUACGUGAUCGAGACGCGGGAGCCGCGGGAGCGCCUGCUGCUCACCGCCGCGCACCUGCUCUUCGUGGCGCCGCACAACGACUCGGCCGCUGGGUUACCGCCGGGGGGCGCGCCCGGGCGCCGGGCGCUCUUCGCUAGCCGCGUGCGCCCGGGACAGCGUGUGUACGUGGUGGCCGAGCGCAACGGGGACCGCCGGCUGCUGCCGGCCUCUGUGCACAGCGUGACGCUGCGCGAGGAGGCCACAGGCGCGUACGCGCCGCUCACGGCCCAGGGCACCAUCCUCAUCAACCGGGUGCUGGCCUCGUGCUACGCGGUCAUAGAGGAGCACAGCUGGGCGCACCAGGCCUUCGCGCCCUUCCGCCUGGCCCACGCGCUUCUGGCUGCGCUGGCGCCCGCGCGCACGGACCGUGGUGGGGACAGCCAAGGCGGGGGCGGCAGCCGCGUGCCCCUGCCCGCGCCAGGUGAGGCCGACGCUCCGGGGGCUGCGGGCGUCCACUGGUACUCACGGCUGCUCUACCAAAUAGGCAUCUGGCUUUUGGACAGCGAGGCCCUGCACCCCCUGGGCAUGGCGGUCACGUCCAGCUGAAGCCCAGGAGGCGGGUCGGGGGUUCGGGAGGGAGGGGGGCUGGGGAAGCCGCGCAAGAUAAGGCAAAAGACACACGGAAAAAGCGCACGGAAUGAGACUGAAGAAUAAUAAUAAUUAAUGGUAAUAAUAAAGUAGGACAGUCCAAAGUAGACUAUAAGGAAACCAAGACCCUGGGAAGUUUUGUUGUUGUAUUUAGUUUAUAUAUAUAUAUUUUUGAUUUUUUUGGUUAUUGUUUUAUUUUUGGUUAUUUUUUUUUCUUCCUCUCCUGGCUAUUUAUUUGUUUGGUAUGAAUAGAUGUUUUAAAUAAUAUGAACCGGACCUUCAAGAGCCUUAAAUAGUUUGUUUCUUGGAUAAUUUAUUAUUAUCACGUGAACUGUACUCACAGGGGGAAGAUUAUUUUGUGAGGCCGCUGCAACCUGCUCAGAGUCUAUUUUUCUACAUGUCCCUCGUCUUGUCAGAAAGCAAAGUUCUGUACUCCGCAUUCCUGCUUUGCCGCAAUCCUGCUUUUCCGCAAGUGUAAACUCAAACGUGCUUUGUGGGGGUCCACAAAUUAUAUUUUUAUACACAGAAUUGUAAAUUAGAUUUUUUGAGAGAUCAAUACUUAACUGAAUUACAUUUCAUUUUUUGAAAUAGUGUAAAAUAUGAAAAUAUAUUAUUUUAAUUUAACUAG